AAAGUAUUCAUGAACUCCUUCAAAUAGGCAUUUCUUUUAAUACGCUUAAUAUUCAUCACUAAAUCGGCCGUUGUGUUUGGACCGAGAAUUGCUCGCAAUGUCGGGUCAAACACCUCCGCCAACGUCGCCGAGUCGCCCGACCGCCGCCGACCCUCCGGGGCCAGCGCCGGAGACGGUGGCACGGCGCGCUGACGGUCUGAUGGUCGAUGGCGAUGCAGCUGAACCCGCAAACGGUCAACGUAACGGUCAGUCCGUAGAUCCGACGGUGAACGCCGCGGCCGCGAGACGGGCGCGUGAUCGCGAGCGUCGUCGCCUCGCCCGAGAGCGAGAAACUGAGGCUGAGCGACUUCUUCGCCUGCAACGUAAACGUGAAGGCCAGGCUCUGGCGCGCGCUAGACAAAGAGAUCAGACAGGUGGCGCGGGCCCUUCCCAUCAGGCGGUAGUCGAUGCAGUGCCGGUUCCCGGUCCAUCGGGGGCCCAGCCGCCGGUCAUCCUUGCCGCGGAUAUCGCUGCCGCGCGACGCGAGCGUGACCGGGAGCGUCAUCGACUUAGGAGGGAGCGUGAAUCGGAGGCUGAGCUCGCCGAGCGUCAGCGACGCAAUCGUGAGAGAAUGGCUACGGCUCGCACUAAGGUCAGGACAGGGAGAGACGGCGCAGGUCUUGAGCCACCUGUUGCUGCUGGUGUGGCGGAUCAGCCGAUCGCACCACCGACUGCGUUUGAACCGCCGGUGGUGGGCGGUGUCGCGGACGUCGCGCCCGGCGCGGAGGCAGUGGGCGGCGCUGUAGGAGAGGUGGCAACGCACUCGCCCGAUGGUGCUGUAGAUGCUGUCGAGGCGACAGUAGCCGAUGCGCCAGACGACGCAGCGGCGCGCCGGCCCGCGGCCGAUGCGCCCGACGCGGAGGCAGUGGGCGGCGCUGUAGGAGAGGAGGCGCCCCACACGCCCGAUGGUGCUGUAGACGCUGUCGAGGUGGCAGCGGUCGAUGCGCUAGACGGCGCAGCGGCGCGCCGGCCCGCGGCCGAUGCGCCCGACGCGGAGGCAGUGGGCGGCGCUGUAGGAGAGGAGGCGCCCCACACGCCCGAUGAUGCUGUAGACGCUGUGGAGGUGGCAGCGGUCGAUGCGCUAGACGGCGCAGCGGCGCGCCGGCCCGCGGCCGAUGCGCCCGACGCGGAGGCAGUGGGCGGCGCUGUAGGAGAGGAGGCGCCCCACACGCCCGAUGAUGCUGUAGACGCUGUGGAGGCGGCAGCGGUCGAUGCGCCAGACGGCGCAGCGGCCCGCCAGCCCGCGGCCGAUGCGCACGACGCGGAGGCAGUGGGGGGCGCUGAUGGACAGGCUCCGGUGGACGCGCCCGCCCGUCGUCGAGGCGACCAGCACCUGCUGGCUCGCAAUUAUGUCCCCGCCGAGUUCGAGCCGCCGGCUGGCAUGCAGCUGGGCCGAAUGGACACCGUCUGUGCCCAUUGUGGAGCGCUGCGCUGGCGUGCCGAGCCCGCAGGCGCCUGUUGCCAUCAGGGCAAGGUGCAGCUUGACUUCCAUCCCCCGCGCGGACGAGAUGGUGGAGCUGAUGACCCCCGGCACGGCGUUCUAUGA
Amphibalanus amphitrite is the source of this 1585-nucleotide messenger RNA. RefSeq lists its product as uncharacterized. Bases 98 to 1585 code for a protein of 495 amino acids. The transcript has 2 exons. Lineage: Eukaryota; Metazoa; Arthropoda; Thecostraca; Balanomorpha; Balanidae. The record is from RefSeq and is a predicted model, not a curated record.